UCUCCCUGCGUCCUAAUCCGGUACACGUUAUAUAAAACAGCCAUCCAAUCCCACGCCACUCAGAGAAACAACUACCUCAAAGCUUGGCGGUCUGCUUGUGUGGCCCAUUAGUUCCUCCUGCUGUAGGUUACUGGACUGGACUGGAGCAUCAUGAUUUUCAUAGUGGACCUGCUGCUGAUGCUGAUUGACCUGACUUAUUCCAUAGUGGCAGCGAUCAUCCAGACGUUCCUGCGGCCGCGGCUGAAGAGCAUAGACGGGGAGCUGUGUCUGAUAACAGGGGCUGGAGGCGCGCUGGGUCGCCUCUUCGCCCUGGAGUUUGCUAAAGAGGGGGCACACCUGGUACUGUGGGACUGCAACACGGCUGCCAACGAGCAGACCGCCAAGCAAGCGCGCGAGCUGGGAGUGAAGGUCCACGCGUAUACUGUGGACCUUUCCCAGCGCCAGAGCAUCUACCAGGCGGCGGACAGGGUGAGGGCGGAGGUCGGGGAGGUGUCCAUUCUGGUGAACAACGCUGGCGUCGUGGCCGGGCGGAGGCUGCUGGACUGUCCGGACGAACUUCUGGAGAGGACUCUGCUGGUCAACUGCCACGCGCUGUUUUGGAUGACAAAGGCCUUCCUGCCUCAGAUGAAAACAAGAAACCGUGGUCACAUUGUAACCGUUGCCAGUGCUCUCGGGCUCUUCAGCACAGCAUGUGUAGAGGAUUACUGUGCCAGUAAAUUUGGAGCUGUUGGUUUUCAUGAGUCACUGACACAUGAGCUUUUAGCAGAGGACCUGUGUGGCAUCAAAACUACUUUGGUCUGCCCCUAUAUUGUUGAUACAGGGAUGUUUGCAGGCUGUGAAAUCAGGAAAGAGCUGCGGAGUUUGAUUCCUCCUCUUGAUCCCCUCUACACUGUUCAACAGUCCAUGAAAGCCAUUUUAGCUGAACAACAAAUGAUAUGCAUUCCUCGCCUUAUGUACAUCCCCUUCCUGACAAGGGCAUUGCUACCUUGGGAUGCAAAUGUUGCAACAUACCGCUUCAUGGGAGGUGACAAAUGCAUGCUACCCUUCAUAAAGAAUGUUGAACUGAAGUCAUCAAACGGCCACAUCAAAUCCUGCUGAGAAAUCUGUCUUUAACUUUGUUCAUUCCUGGACCAAUGCAGAAACCCAAGGCUUGUGCUGAGGAGUCUUCUUAUGGUAUUUUAUCAUUAAGGGAAAGCCCGAAAUCUUCAAGUGUGACUUUUAACACUGGGCUGACUGGUAGCUGUAUUCAGUCAUGUUGAAUUGCAAACAUGGUGUUAUCUUUGACUAUAAAUGAUCUUUAAGAGAACAGAGCUCAAUGCAAAAUAAUUUCCUUUCAUAAAACCAAAAAAGUUAUUGAUCAACCUUUGCACUCAAGGCCAAAGAAGCAAGGUCACAUUCAGAGGUAAAUUCAUCUAAGUUCAGAGAAAAAGAGACUGUAAUGAUAACAGAUCUAUACAAGUGCCUCUUUUUAUUCACAUUAACAAACAGUGCAGAAACAAAGACUAGACAGGAACACAUCUACAGGAAACAUGCAACAGAAAAAUAUCUAGCAUUAUGUUUGAGCCACAGACUACAGAAUCAUUUAUCAUAAAAAGGAAUUCAAACAUACAAAAAAGCGCUAAAGAAAUCCCUCCCAAGUGAUUUAGAUGUUCCACAAUACUGCUGAGAUGUACCUCUGCUGCUGUUACUGAAAUAAAGUGAUUGUAUCAUACGUAGAUAUCCAUAUCUUUGUUUCGCCACGCAGCCAACAAACGGCCGAAACGCAAACAGUAAUUCAGUCUAGUCAACUUUUGGUCAUGUCUUUAAAAACCCUUAAAAAAAUACCUCCAUCAGAGAAUACAUCCGCAACUCAAGCAAAAUCACAACUUCUCUGGUCAAUCCGUCAUAAAUCGUCAUGUCAAACCAAAUCUGUAAGGACUCAAGUUCAGCUGAAGCAGUUCUGCCAUGUGACCUGAGCUCACUGUGGUUCCUCCUGCACCGUAUUGUGGUAUCCUUAAUACGUGAACACCAUCGCAUCGGUUUCAAACUAACUGCACAGUGGCUGCUUGUAAAUACCCCUGCAGGUACUGGAGGGCUUCCGCAUUCAGACUGGUGCUCAGCAUCGAUGGA
Molecule: messenger RNA, 2109 nt
Organism: Notolabrus celidotus (New Zealand spotty)
Lineage: Eukaryota; Metazoa; Chordata; Actinopteri; Labriformes; Labridae
Product: retinol dehydrogenase 10-B-like
Exons: 5
Coding region: 151-1098 (315 amino acids)
Cellular component (GO): lipid droplet
Molecular function (GO): oxidoreductase activity, acting on the CH-OH group of donors, NAD or NADP as acceptor
Source: RefSeq, a predicted model, not a curated record